AUGCCUGAACUGGAAAACUUUGCCCCCUUGAGAAGUCCGAGAGGCUCUGAGCUGGGCCCAAAUGGUCCAGCGGACCCACUACGGAUUCAGCACAGCAUCCUGGAGGAACACGUGGAGCUGUGGUGGUUCAGAGAUCCUGGAAAGUCUCUGCUCUGCUACUGUGUGGCUGUACUUCUGAUCCUGGGCUGCGGGUUGGGCGGGGUCGGCCUUCUCUCCACAACCACCAGCGUCUCAAGCGAAUGGCGGCUGGGCGUAGGCACGACCCUCUGCCUGCUAGCCUUAGGGGUCCUGCUCAAACAACUGCUCAGCUCGGCUGUGCAGGACAUGAAUUGCGUUCGAAGCCGUCAGCGGAUCAAUAUGUUAAAAAGCGGCGGUUUAUCUGACCUGCUUGUGGUUUUGAUUACAGGGCUGUCACUGUUGAUUUGUGGAGGGGUUCUACUACGCCUGGCACUGGCUAACCACAUGCCAAAGCCUGGCCAAGCCCUUAAUGACAUGUACAUCUCCGGAGUGGUUUUGCUAGCUGGAGGGGGGGCUGCAGUUGUGGGUGUUGGAAUAUAUUCUGUUGUGGUCGUCCUGCUUGAGAGGACAAGGCCUGGACGAAGGUUGGUGGACCGGGUUUUGAAUAUCUUCACGGUUUCUGGACACAUGGACCGUCAGGCUCGCAGAGAGACGACCUCCAGUCUGGCUAAUCUCAUAUGA
Molecule: messenger RNA, 699 nt
Organism: Cyclopterus lumpus (lumpfish)
Lineage: Eukaryota; Metazoa; Chordata; Actinopteri; Perciformes; Cyclopteridae
Product: transmembrane protein 125
Exons: 1
Coding region: 1-699 (232 amino acids)
Source: RefSeq, a predicted model, not a curated record